AAAAGAGCGUUAGUAAGUACACAAAAAAAAAAAUUCAAUAUCUAGAAAUAGAAGACUUUUAUUGUUCCUUUCACCUUAAUUUUCUCCGCUGAUAUUAUUGAGCGAGCCCCUAUCUAAAUAUUGGGCAGAUUUUUCCUCAGAAAAAUUAAGUUAAAAUUUUCUGGGGUGAGCUCUUUCUUCACAUCCCUUUGGUUUGAAGAAGGUAGCUGAUAUCUUGUCCUCUUUGGUCCCUGGUUUCCCUAUUUCCAAAGGAAAUUUUCACAUGCUGAUCAAGGGAAGCAAGAAGAACCAGCACACUACUGUUCAGUUUGAAUCUUGAGAACCAAUUUCUGAACAAAAACGCAAUGGAUUCAACUGAGAAUGGUGAGCACGCUAAUGGUGAGAUUGAAGAAGAGUUCAGCUUCCACAAUCAAAGAGCAUUAUCAACUCGCAGCAAAGGCGAAAUCCAAGAACCUGAAAUGAAUGGAUCGAGCACCGGCAAAAAACUCAGAGAUUUCAUCCCGAUAUACAUUCCAGCGGUCGAAAAAGGCCUGAUAGUCAAGAAAAACCGCAAGCAGCGCUUCUUCGAUUUCCUGAAAGCUCGCCCGACGAAUGACUGGUUCUUACGAUUUGGAUUCAGAGGAUCUCAGCGAAGAACAAGCACGGCCGAAGAAUCAACAGCUGAUCGCCCUAGGGGACGACGACGAAGAUUUCGUGUACCCUUCGUCAGAAAAAUAAACUGGAAAGCACUUGUACAAUAUUUCAAGCAGUGGAUAAAGAGCCCAAGCAAUGUACUUCUCCUCAUAUGGGUAAUCCUUUGUGCUAUAGGCAUAGUUUGGGUAGGUCUCUUCAUGAUCGGAGCAUUAAACGAAGUGAUGCCUGACAAAGAUCAAAGAGACAGAUGGGAGGAAGUAAUUAACCAAGUCGUCAAUGCUCUCUUCACUCUCAUGGUCAUAUACCAACACCCCUUGCUAUUCCAUCAUUUAGUUCUCGUAAUCCGAUGGAGACCCGACGACCAAGUCGCUGCGAGACAGACGUACUCCAAGAACGGCGUUCAGCGUCCUAAUGAGCGAGCGCACAUUGCGUUCGUAUUAUUUCUACUUCACCUCACCUGCGUCGCCCAGUACGUGUACUGCGCUCUCUUCUGGGGGUGGUCGAGGCAUAAUCGCCCUGACUGGCCACAAUACGUCUGCAUCGGUGUCGGUGUCAUUUCACCCAUAUGGGCUGCUUGGUACACGUACUACGGUCCGUUAGCAAAGGACACUGGUGAGACAAGAACAGAUGAAGAGUCUCAGAGUCGAAGAAAUGGAGACAUACAAUUAGCCGAUAACGAAGUCUCGGCGUACCACCGAAGAGUGAUAGUCGCGGCGCCAGAGUGGGCAUCGGCGGCGCUGCUUCAUUGCUAGGAACGACA
Asparagus officinalis (garden asparagus) is the source of this 1393-nucleotide messenger RNA. RefSeq lists its product as uncharacterized. The record is from RefSeq and is a predicted model, not a curated record. The coding region runs from base 345 to 1385 and encodes 346 amino acids. NCBI's taxonomy places the organism in Eukaryota, Viridiplantae, Streptophyta, Magnoliopsida, Asparagales, Asparagaceae. The transcript is spliced from 2 exons. Gene Ontology annotation, biological process: sesquiterpene biosynthetic process. Gene Ontology annotation, molecular function: cyclase activity.